AUGAACAGGCCAGGCCUUAUAGCACCCCUUGUACGUCCAGGCCGAUGCGAUUCUGCGGUGGAAGAAAUGGAGGCUGAAAGAGUAAAGAAUGUUUUGCAGAUGACAGGCGCCGAACGCAUAAUAUCCAAUUAUCUCCCUGGAAAGCUGGAAGAGUCGGGAUGGAAUGCACAAAUGUUCGAAGAGUGUUGCAAAUGGCUGAAAGCAAAUACGGCUAGUGGGCAAAGAGUGUAUUAUGGACAGAAGAUAAGGGAGAAAUUUCGUGAACCUGAGGACGUAGAUCCACAGGAAUUGGUAGCACCGCUAACCAAGAUGGGCAUGUCGCUUGUUCCACGGGAGUUAUCUACCGAGGUUGUGGAACACAUAAUUAAAGUGAUCAAAGAGAACAUCACAAACUGA
Hydatigera taeniaeformis is the source of this 396-nucleotide messenger RNA. The record is from the annotation of a GenBank genome assembly. NCBI's taxonomy places the organism in Eukaryota, Metazoa, Platyhelminthes, Cestoda, Cyclophyllidea, Taeniidae.